This is a messenger RNA of Pseudovirgaria hyperparasitica, 723 nucleotides long. Its product is annotated as ribosomal protein S6e. The coding region runs from base 1 to 723 and encodes 240 amino acids. Gene Ontology annotation, cellular component: ribosome. The transcript has 3 exons. The record is from RefSeq and is a predicted model, not a curated record. Lineage: Eukaryota; Fungi; Ascomycota; Dothideomycetes; Acrospermales; Acrospermaceae. Gene Ontology annotation, molecular function: structural constituent of ribosome. Gene Ontology annotation, biological process: translation.
AUGAAGCUGAACAUCUCAUACCCGGCCAAUGGCUCUCAGAAGCUCCUCGAGGUCGACGAGGACCGCAAGCUUCGCGUCUUCAUGGAGCGCCGCAUGGGACAAGAAGUUCCCGCCGACAGCUUGGGCGACGAGUGGAAGGGAUACAUCUUCAAGAUCACUGGCGGUAACGACAAGCAGGGCUUUCCUAUGAAGCAGGGUGUCAUGCACCCAACCCGUGUCCGCCUCCUCCUAUCUGACGGCCACUCGUGCUACCGCCCUCGACGCACCGGUGAGCGCAAGAGAAAGUCUGUCCGUGGCUGCAUUGUCGCCAUGGACCUUGCAGUCCUCGCUCUGGCCAUUGUCAAGAAGGGCGAGAACGACAUUCCAGGUCUCACCGACGAGGACAGCGUCAAGCCGAAGCGCCUCGGACCCAAGCGCGCUACAAAGAUUAGAAGGUUCUUCGGUCUCAGCAAGGAAGACGACGUCCGUAAAUUCGUUAUCCGUCGCGAAGUCUCGAAAGAAGGCAAGCCUACCUACACCAAGGCGCCCAAGAUCCAGCGUCUCGUUACCCCUCAACGUCUCCAACACAAGCGUCACCGAAUUGCGCUCAAGCGCCGCCGUGCGGAAGCAUCCAAGGAUGCCGCUGCCGAAUACUCAAAACUCCUUCACACCCGUAUCUCCGAAGCCAAGGCCGCCAAGGAAGACGUCAAGAAGAGGAGAGCCUCCUCGGCAAAGAACAACUAG